AAUGUGACGAAACCCGACCCAGUUUUUCUACAGCACUCAAACUGUAAACUCCACACGCGGCAGAGGCGCCAUCGUCUCGACGGCAUGCAAGCGAGGCACGUGCGAGCCAAUCCCCUCCAAGCGUCGCCCUUCGGCUGACCUUCAACCAACGCGUGUAGCCCCUGAAACCGCCACGUCUACCUUCUUCCCGGUGCCUCCGCCGUCCAUAAGAGAGCCUCGGAGCGCCUUCUCCUCCCUAAACCGCGACGCCUUGCUGGGAUAACUGUCGCCGGAAAAAAAUCGAAUCGUCCGCUUUAGAUCACUUCUCGUCGGAAGUAUGGCAGAUCAGGCGAAGUCCGUGGCGCAGAGGGUGCAGGAGACCGCGCCGAGCACAGACCAGGCUGUGAGAUUCCUCUUCGCCGGGACGGCCGGCGUCGCCCUCCUCGUCCUCUCGGGGCUCACCCUCACAGGCACAGUCGUCGCCCUGGCUGCCGCCACGCCUCUGCUCGUCAUUUUCAGCCCCGUCUUGGUCCCCGCGGCCAUCGCCGCCUUCCUCAUCGCCGCCGGGCUUCUGUCCGCCGGCGGCUUCGGCGUCGCCGCGCUGUCGGCGAUCGCGUGGAUCUACAACUACGUCACCGGGAAACACCCGCCGGGAGCGGACAAGGUGGACUACGCGAGGUCGAGGAUCAUGGACACGGCGAGGGACGUGAAGGAGCGGGCCCGGGAGUACGGGCACUACGUGCAGCACAAGGCCCAAGAGGUGACCCAGGGUUGAGGAAUCGGACCCGGAUCGGAACCGAUUCAAAACCGUGUGAACUUCUCCGGCUCUUUCUCCGGUUGUCGUUGCCCAGUCGUUUCGCCUUUCUAGUAGAUAUAAAUAAUUAGAGAUCUAUUUUAGGUGUUUGAUGCGUUUGUGGUAAAUAAUUAUGGGUGUGAACGUCAUCGGCUCUUUGUUCAUGUGAAGUUGAUUUCGAUGUAUGCUUCAAAGUACUGGUAAACUGUGGAUGCCAUUUAGUUUCUUUUCAUAUAAGGCAUUAAACCGGGCCAGAAUUCUUUUUCUUGCUGUUGAUCAGGAUCGCUUCAACCU
Molecule: messenger RNA, 1066 nt
Organism: Nymphaea colorata (pocket water lily)
Lineage: Eukaryota; Viridiplantae; Streptophyta; Magnoliopsida; Nymphaeales; Nymphaeaceae
Product: oleosin
Exons: 1
Coding region: 317-754 (145 amino acids)
Biological process (GO): lipid storage
Cellular component (GO): monolayer-surrounded lipid storage body; membrane
Source: RefSeq, a predicted model, not a curated record